Entrophospora candida is the source of this 1536-nucleotide messenger RNA. The record is from the annotation of a GenBank genome assembly. Lineage: Eukaryota; Fungi; Glomeromycota; Glomeromycetes; Entrophosporales; Entrophosporaceae.
AUGUGGGAACUUGAGACUGUUGACCAAGGAAGGCAUAUUUUAAGGAUAGGUGAAAAUGCUGCUUCCAUUAAUAGUUUACUAAAAUUGAUUCUGGUACUUACUUCGCUAUUUGAAGCUAUAAUACUUCCAGUGUUGCUUUCUCUGGUAUGGAUAUCUAUUUACAAAAUUAAACAAAGAAUGAAUAGCAACGAUUUUAAAUUGUGCAUGGUGGCUACGCAUGGCUAUGUUUUAAGGCUUUUCAUGGAUUUCUUCCUCAGAUAUAAAAGAUUAUCCAAGGGUAUGAUUGUAUUCACCAUUGUAUUAUUUCUAACAACUAUGCUAGGGAAAAAUAUACCAAAUAUUAUGCUCUCUGGGAUUAUUGAAUUGCAUAAUUUUACCAGCAUUGUGCCUUCUAAUAUUAUAUUAUUUAAUAAUGAUUCGAAUUGUAUUUACAAAUCAUGCACUUCUGACUUGACGGGAGAAAACUUUGCAUUGGUUGCAAAUUCUACUACAAUACAAAAUAUUAUGCAUAGUGAUUAUGUGCAAAACACUUAUUGGGGUUUAAAUAAUACAUUGUAUGCAGUGCGUUCCAAAAUUGAUGCAGGAUCUUGUAGUUUAAGUAUAGGAGAUGGAGUUGGAGUAAUAAGUAGUAAUAAUCUGGGAAAUGAGACAGAUACGCCUACAAAUACCGGAAAAUAUACUAGUAGUUAUAGUGGUCAUACUCCUACAAUUAAAAGUGUUGGUCUAAUUUCUUAUAUACUUAAUACGUUUUUAAGAGUCAGUUUAUCAGAUAGAUGUGACAUAUCUAUGAAUUUGUUUUAUAUUUCACCCGAUUUUUCUCCUGACGUUGUGAAAAUGGCCAAGUGGUUAUAUGAUAGUGGGUAUACGCAUGAUCAAAGAUUGGAUCGUUAUUGCACAAUACUUAUGGAGUGUAAUGUCACUAUGGAAUGGAAACAAAUGCAAAUAUUUGGAAAUACACCAGAUGAUCUAAAAAUAUCGGAUGUGCAAUCUAAUAAUACUAUAGAAAAAUUGGAAGAAUUGAUUUCUACCAAUGUACAAGACACUGAUAUCAAUGGAAAAUGGUUUGGAGAAAGUCUUAUUGAUAGUGUUGUAGAUAAAUUGACAUCAAUGUUAACAACAUGGAGGAACGAUAUCAAAUACAAAAGAAGCGAAAGCAGUUACAAUUUUUUUGAUCAAUUUGGUGACACCAUAUCACAAUCGUUGGCAUCAUCUAUACAAUCCAUGAUAAGCACUGUCAGUGUCGAUGUUGAUAAGAAAGAGAUAUUUACAGCUCCAGGACUUUGGAUAGAGCUUACUGCUCUAAUAUUUGCAAUAUUAUUGACCUGUUUGAUUUCAAUGACUGUCUUGACAGCUAGAAAUUCAAAAAUGUCGUUACCACUUAGUGUGCUGGAUUUUGAAAUCAUAUCCAAUGCUAUUUUUAAAGAGUAUAAUGAUGAUGGCAGCUACAAUCAAAAAAUUUCUUGGCCAUUUAAUGUGGUUUAUUUACAAGAUAAAUCAUAUCGUUUGAUUUCAACGAAUGAAUCAGCUGAUGAUUAA